This is a messenger RNA of Fundulus heteroclitus (mummichog), 623 nucleotides long. It is a transcript of the gene trappc2l, whose product is annotated as trafficking protein particle complex 2-like. Gene Ontology annotation, biological process: endoplasmic reticulum to Golgi vesicle-mediated transport. The transcript has 5 exons. Bases 82 to 501 code for a protein of 139 amino acids. Gene Ontology annotation, cellular component: nucleus; cytoplasm; TRAPP complex. Lineage: Eukaryota; Metazoa; Chordata; Actinopteri; Cyprinodontiformes; Fundulidae. The record is from RefSeq and is a predicted model, not a curated record.
CAGAUGCUCCUUUAUCCCAUCGGCAGUAGAAUGCAGCUUGUCACGUGACAGCAGCUGUCAGCUCAGGGGAGGAACACAAACAUGGCGGUGUGCAUAGCUGUGAUCGCCAAAGAGAACUACCCGCUGUAUAUUCGUAGUGUACCCUCUCAAAAUGAGCUGAAAUUCCACUACACAGUGCACACGUCUCUGGAUGUGGUGGAGGAGAAGGUGUCAGCGGUGGGGAAAUCGCUGGCAGACCAGAGAGAGCUUUACCUGGGACUGCUCUAUCCAACUGAAGACUAUAAAGUAUAUGGGUAUGUGACAAACUCCAAGGUGAAGUUUGUGAUUGUUGUGGACUCCUCUAAUACGUCAUUGCGAGACAAUGAAAUACGAAGUAUGUUUAGAAAACUGCACAACUCUUUUACUGAUGUGAUGUGUAACCCUUUCUAUAAUCCUGGGGACCCUAUUCUUUCAAAGGCCUUCAAUGGGAUCGUUUCUGGAAUGAUGGUACAGACGGGCUGAAAUCCCUUCCCAGUCAACCUUGAGCUUGUUGAGCAUCCACUGUACAUAUGACCCUUUAUUCUGUUUACAUGUUGCCCUCAUUCUUGUAACAAAACUUGGUAAUAAACUCCUGUUGCACAUCA